AUGGGUGAUCUGGAGCGAGUACGGGCCGAGGUGAUUCGGCUUGAGGCCGCUCUCCAGGAAGCGAUCGCCGAUAAACAUAAGGCCGCAGAAGUGGGACUGAGUAUUCUACAGGAAAAGGAAGCACUUGAGAUGAAACUCGCUCAACUCCAAACGCAAUACGAUGCCGCAAAAAUUGAGGUGGAUCAGGCUAACCAGAUGUUGGCCGAGUUUCGUUCACAACACAAAGCGGCUCAUCGAAGUGAACUUGAAAAUGAAAUGACAUUGCUGGAGGAGAGUUCAGCCAAGGAACGUCGUCUCACCGAAAGAAUCACCGUACUCGAGACAAACCUUCGGAACACUGAACAGGAGCUUGCUCGAUGUCGAAGCGAACUCGAACGACUGAAAGCGGAGCACAGCUCUGCUUCGGACACUGGCGCCGCACUCGAAGAAGAACGGCGAAGACUUAGAGCCGAAUUGAAAGAGACGAAGGAGCGAGAGCAAAGACUAAUGGGUGAAUAUACAGAACUGGAAGAAGAGAAUAUUGCUCUACAGAAAACCGUUGCCAAUCUUCGUGGUGCACAAGUCGAAUUUGAAUCACUCAAAAUCGACUGCACUAGAUAUGCCGACGAAAUUUAUAUGCUGAACGCUGCAAUAGAAGAGAGUCAGCUGUUGAAAAAUAUUGCCGAAAAGCAGGUGGAAGAAGCGUUACUUGCCGCACAACAGGAACGAGAACAACGAUUAGCGAUGAAAAAAGAGUUGGAUGCUGUGAAGAAUGCUGAGCAUUUGAGUAGUUUGACCGAUAUGCUUAUGGGUCUUGAAAGGCUCGGAGAGGAGCCGGUUCCUGCUCAGCCAUCUAACGACCUCUUCAGCGAACUUCAAGGAAGCACUGAUGAAAAGCUUCGUGAAUUGGAAGCUGCUCGUGAUGGCCUUCAAGAAGAGGUCAAAGAUAGAGAGAAAGCUGCUGUAGAAGUCAUAUCAAGCAUAAUGCAAAGACUCAACAUUAACUAUGCUGGAGAACUUGACUUCCGACAUGUUCGCCAACAAAAAGAUGUGGUUCUGGAUCGACUCGAUCAUCUGUUGAAGGGCGAUGAUGCGAAUGCGGACAAGAGAGUUCACGACCAAAAAGCUGAUAUACGCACAUUGUUACUUUUUGCUGGCGAGAAAGCAGCACAACUUGCAGCUGCUCAGGAUGCCAUGAUUCAAGUUUCCGAUCAAUUAUUCCAGUUCUACUCGCAGAUUGUUCAAAAUCAAGGUCUCACAUCUGAAAAGUCCGUAAUCGAGAUUGUGAACAAAUUGCGACAACUGGCACGCGAAAAUGCAGAGGACUUACCGAAAGUCUCGUUGGUAGACGAAGGAGUGGAGAGUGGGACCGAAACGGAUACCAGUGGUGCAAAGGGUAUUCCGUUGAACUCGGAUAGAGCUGUGCUUGCCCCAUCCUUUAUUCGUGACGUCGAUCCACGCCUCAGCAGCUGCAAAAUUGCUGAUGUGGUUAGCGAGAGUGAUCUUCGGCAACGCGUACUUACAGAUGGCAGCCCACUAUCGCAAACUAGUGAAAGUCUGAAAAAAUUGUUGACGACAGUAAAGCGAACAGCCGAGCAAGCACUCAAUCAAGCUAUUGCGGCCGGAGGAGCUGAAACAGACGACAUCCUCAUGCAAAACAUGAAACUUCGCUCGUUACUGAGCACAAAACGCGAUCAGAUCUCGACCUUGCGUACUGUGUUGAAGUCGAACAAAUUGACAGCUGAGUCAGCGUUGGCCUCACUUCGAGACAAAUACGAAGCCGAUAAGAAGGCACACCAGGAAAUCGGCGAGCGCAUGAGGCGUGAACUAAAACAACUCAAGGAAGAUGCUGCUACUUUCGCUAGUCAUCGUGCUAUGUUUACCGCUCGAUGUGAAGAGCUGCAAGCACAGGUAGAAGAACUGGAAGCUGACCAGCGUAAUAGCGAAGAAGAAAAGAAGACGCUUAACCAGCUUCUUCGCCUAGCUAUUCAACAAAAGCUCACACUUACUCAGCGCUUAGAAGAUGUUGAAGUGGACCGUGACCGACAGGCGCUAAGGCAAGGAGGUGGAAAACGCCAAGGCGGCCCGUCCAGAAGUGGCGAUGAGGCAAUUGCGGACUCCUCCCGUUUUUCUUCCUCUUCUCUGCGACGGGUUACUGUUUCAAAUGCGCUGGUGAAUAUAGACAACAGCGACAGCUUCUCAUGCGAGCUUCCUCAUUUUUUAGAGAACAGCCUCAAUCUCAACUACCUAGGCGAGGGAUGUUUUGGAUAUGAGAGCGAAUCAAUAUAUGUUCUGGACUCCGCCAUUCUCGAACUUGCCCUCGAUGAACUGCGAGCGCAACUUCCAUUACCUCGUCUAUUCGCCGACGUAGAGCUGGUUGUGCUGUUCUACGCUUCUCUUGCGUUUUUCUGGCUGUUCUUCACCUGUUCCCCUCAAUACUAG
Necator americanus (New World hookworm) is the source of this 2421-nucleotide messenger RNA. RefSeq lists its product as uncharacterized. The record is from RefSeq and is a predicted model, not a curated record. The transcript has 20 exons. The coding region runs from base 1 to 2421 and encodes 806 amino acids. NCBI's taxonomy places the organism in Eukaryota, Metazoa, Nematoda, Chromadorea, Rhabditida, Ancylostomatidae. Gene Ontology annotation, molecular function: cytoskeletal adaptor activity; dynein complex binding.